AUGCCGCGCGCUCGUCGCUUUCCAACCCUGACGCGCGCUUUUGGUUCGGCGAGUUCACAACGGAGCGGAAAAGCCCUCCGCUCGGAGUCCCUCUUCGACGGUCUGCGAACCCUGAUCUUAUCUGCCAAUCAAAUAGGGCAAAGUCAGACUACGAAUAAGAUCUCGCGUGACUGGACUCCAAGUGUCGCGUACGGCGCGCAGUCUGCGAGAGUACGGAAACGCGUAGUACGCGGCGCGACGUUCGGAAAUUUCGAUCCCGAGGCGGGCAAAGGCGUCGCGCGGCGGAGGCAAAGCGGUGGCCUCUCGGCGCGGGGACGGCGCGCGACCCGACAGAGCGCGACGCGCGCGCGCGCGCCGGCGGCGGGGAUGCGACGCGCGCGGCCGCGGUCGCGGCGGCUGUGGCACCUCGCCGGCGCGCUGCUCGCGAUCUCGCUCGCGGUCGCGAGCGUCGCGACGCCGCGGGGGGGGACGCGCGCCGCGGGAGACGCGCGCGCGCGGAGGAGAGACUCAGAGCGGGGAGGAAAAGAGAGCGGGGAAACCGAGCGGACGCCGCCUCCUCGAGGCGAGGUCGUCGCGCGCGCGCGAGCGGCGUCGAGUCGCACGCCGCCGCUGUCGCGGCCGCGGCGGAGGAAGGACUACGAGCGUCGACGGCUCGACGCGGCCGUCGACCCGGCGUUCGGCGCGGGCGGGGAAGAAGCGGGAGCGGGCGGCGAGACGUGCGCGGGCGCGUGCGGGCUGUGCCGCGCGUCGUGCUGCUGCGACGGCGACUGCGUCGCGCUCGGGGACUGCUGCGGAGAUUUCAGCGACGACGGGGUGUGCGAGGCGCAGAAGGAGGGGAACCUGGGGGGGGGCGGAGACGACGUCGGCGAGCCGCCGCCGCCGCCGCCGGGAGAGGGCGUCGUCGCGGUCCCGCCGACGCCGCCCGCGGCGCCGGAGGUGGAGCUGGGGUUCUUGAUCGACCCGCGAGGCGUGUGGCACUCGAACGUCCUCCCGCCGCCGCCGCCGACGCCGAACCUCCCGCCCGCGCCGUUACCUCCCCUCCCGGGGCUCCCGCCGUUUCCUCUGAUGCUCUACGCGAAGCUCCAGGCGGUGCCGCGGUGCUCGCCGUUUUGCGACACGCGCGCGCCGCCGCCGUCGCUGCCGAAGGGCGACCGCCUGUGGGAACUGCGGGUCGCGCACGCCGCGGAGAAGCAGUGGGCGCAGAUACGGGAUCUGGCCCAGAUAUAGAUCGGCGGGUCGUACGAGCCGUGGACGCCGUGGACGUAUCGAGGGCCGUACGGAGAGCUCGUCGCGGAGGAGGUAAACGCGCUCGGGAUGGUGGACGAGUCGUGGGGAUACGAGGGGGGGCCGUGGGUGAAGGCGAAGGCGAUGGGGGGUGAGAGCGACGUGGGGAACUCGAAUGGAGGCGCGAAUGGAGGCGUUACUAAUAGGAACGCCGCGCUGGGAGAUGGGGAGUUACGGAGAAAGUGGCGGAGGAAGAAGAGGAAGAGGAGCGCGCUCAAGUGAUUCGAUCGUGAAGUGAAAUAAAUAGAAUAAAAUCUCGUCG
Molecule: messenger RNA, 1546 nt
Organism: Micromonas pusilla CCMP1545
Lineage: Eukaryota; Viridiplantae; Chlorophyta; Mamiellophyceae; Mamiellales; Mamiellaceae
Exons: 2
Coding region: 1-1227 (408 amino acids)
Source: RefSeq, a predicted model, not a curated record